This is a messenger RNA of Penicillium angulare, 1101 nucleotides long. RefSeq names its product NAD(P)/FAD-dependent oxidoreductase. Gene Ontology annotation, cellular component: cytoplasm. The transcript has a single exon. Gene Ontology annotation, molecular function: oxidoreductase activity. The record is from RefSeq and is a predicted model, not a curated record. NCBI's taxonomy places the organism in Eukaryota, Fungi, Ascomycota, Eurotiomycetes, Eurotiales, Aspergillaceae. The coding region runs from base 1 to 1101 and encodes 366 amino acids.
AUGGGCCUCCAAUCCGAACCAGUCAUCGUCAUAGGCGGCGGCAUUGUGGGUGCCUCAAUCGCCUGGCAUUUGGCUAAGGAGAAGGACGUCAUUAUCAUCGCAGAAGAAGUUGGCGGCAUCGUGACUCCAAGAUCAUUUGCCUGGCUCAAUGCAGCCGGUGCAACCCAGAAAUACUAUUAUGAUUUUCGACGCCGCUCCAUGAGACGCUGGGCUGAAAUUGCCAAAGAGCUGCCCGACCUCCCGAUCUACUGGGGUGGUACAUUGGUUUGCGACGGAACUCUCGAGGAACGUACAAAGUUUAAGGAGCGUCAAGGUGCUUGGGGCACAAAUAUGAGGCGCCUGGAUCAAACCAGCAUUGCGGCACUCGAGCCUGAACUCGACGACGCCCAAUUCUCCUCCUUGGAAUGGGGCCUCCAUGUUCCCGAAGAGGGGAAUAUCGAAGCACACGUUGCUGCAGCUCAACUCGUCGCCCAAGCUCAGUCGCUAGGUGCUAGAUUGCUGAAGACGACUGUCACCGGAUUUUUAAAGGCUGAGAACGGUCGAAUCUCGGGUGUGAUGACGGGUAGUGGGGAAGUUCGUGGCAGCCACGUCGUUUUGGCCGCUGGUCUUGCGAGCGUUCCAUUGUUGGCAGCAGAGAACGUCAAGCUUCCCAUGGUCAGUAGUCAAGGUCUUCUAGCCAAUACUAAACCAACGAAUAAGCGAUACUUAAGCACUAUAGUCCGCUUACCAGACCUGCACAUGCGCCAAACGCUCGAUGGGCGUAUUCGCUUUGGUGCGAGCUUUGCUGGUGGAGAUCCUGGUAAGGACCCGCAAGUAACAGCAGAUGAACUUUUUAAUAAGGUGCAAAAGGCAUUCAAGCGCGGGGGUGAGCUCGAGUUUGGCAACUACACUAUUGGUAUACGGCCUGAUUCGGAAGAUGGGUAUCCUAUUCUCGGCUCAACGGGCUUGGAUGGACUUGACGUAGCUGUGAUGCACUCUGGUGUAACAAAUUCUGCGCUUGUUGGUCAGCUACUCUCCAAGAAGAUUCUCCACGGCGUCGAAGAUCCAAUGCUUGACAAUUUUCGGCUUGAUCGGUUUAAAAAGAAUUACUCAAAGCUUUAA